CUUGAGGAAAAGGGUAUCAUAUCAAAACUUGAAGUAGUGCAAGUGCAAUAUAUAUAAAUAUAUAUAUUUGUAUCUUUUGCCACACUAAAAACUAGAGAUUAUUUCUGGUUUGAAAAAGAUGGCAAUUGGGGAAUGCAUAGAUGUUGAGAAUGGUGAGAUUAUUAGGAAUAAUAAUAGUCUUGAAGAUUUAGAACAACCAUUCAUUAAGCAAGUCAAGAUUGUUGCCUAUGAAGAUGAAGAAAGUGAAGGGGGAAGUAGUUCUGUCGAUGAAAGUGGCUCCGUUGGGGUGGUUUUGCUCAGCACUUUCGUUGCUGUGUGUGGAUCUUUCGAGUUCGGAUCAUGUGUGGGUUUCUCAGCUCCCACUCAAUCUGCUAUCAGGGAAAAUCUAAAUCUCUCCUUAGCCCAGUAUUCCUUGUUUGGUUCUAUAGUAACAAUUGGUGCGAUGGUGGGGGCCAUAACAAGUGGCCGGAUUUCAGAUUUCAUUGGCCGGAAAGGAGCAAUGAGAAUAUCAGCUGGUUUUUGCAUCACUGGAUGGUUAGCUGUCUACUUAGCCAAGGGAGCUAUGUCCCUUGACAUGGGAAGACUAUUCACAGGAUAUGGCAUUGGAAUUUUCUCUUAUGUGGUCCCAAUAUAUAUAGCAGAGAUAUCACCCAAGCAUCUCCGUGGAGGUCUUACAACACUAAAUCAGCUCAUGAUUGUUCUUGGAGGAUCACUUGCCUUUAUCAUAGGGACAACUAUAAGUUGGAGAUCAUUAGCUCUAACUGGACUUGUUCCAUGCAUUGUCUUACUGGUUGGUCUACAUUUUGUUCCUGAGUCCCCUAGAUGGCUGGCUAAGGCUGGCCAUGAGAAAGAGUUUCAAGCUGCCCUGCAGAGACUUCGAGGCAAAGGCGCUGAUAUCACAAGUGAAGCUGCUGAAAUCCAAGUAUAUAUUGAAACACUUCAGAGUCUUCCAAAAGCCAGCAUAAUAGACUUGUUUCAAAGCAAGUAUAUUCGUUCUGUUGUUAUUGGAGUUGGAUUAAUGAUUUUCCAACAAUUCGGAGGCAUUAAUGGAAUUGGAUUCUAUGUUAGUGAAACCUUUACAGAAGCUGGACUUUCAGGCAACACUGGAACCAUUGCCUAUGCUUGUGUUCAGGUUCCAAUAACUAUAAUGGGAGCAAUUUUGAUGGACAGGACUGGAAGAAGGCCACUCAUUAUGGUGUCAGCAACUGGAACAUUUCUAGGCUGUUUUAUGGCAGGAGCUUCUUUCUUACUCAAGGAUCAAGGAUUGCUGCUUGAAUGGGCACCCCUAAUAGCUGUUGCUGGAGUAUUGAUUUUUAUAGCCUCUUUCUCAAUCGGAAUGGGGGCGGUCCCUUGGGUGAUAAUGUCUGAGAUCUUCCCAAUUCAUGUGAAGGGAGUAGCUGGGAGCAUGGUGGUGAUGGUGAACUGGUUAGGAGCUUGGGCAAUAUCCUAUACAUACAACUUCUUUAUGAGCUGGAGUGCCUAUGGAACUUAUUUCAUCUACUCUGGGUUUUCUCUCUUGGCUGUUCUAUUUGUGGCCAUUUUAGUCCCAGAGACCAAGGGCAAAACACUUGAGGAGAUUCAGGUUUGCAUCAAUGCAGACAGAAGAAAAAACCAAGUUUUGAACUGAUCAUGAUACCAAAAAGCUUGGAAAUAAUUUUGAUAUGGAUUCUGGCCCAAGUAUCCUCUCCCAUUGAUUUGGUGGUGAAAAAUUUGAUGUGGGCGAUUCUUAGUUUACCACAUUAAAGUAUAUAACUGUCAAGAGAGAUUGUUAGGCCUAAAGAGUAAUAAAGUGGGGAUCAUUCCUCUUAAAGAGAAGGAAGUAAUACAUCAUUACUUAUAGAAGAGCAUGAGUACUUCAAGUUGUUAUUAGUCAUCGUUAUCAUUAUUUUCAUGUAGAAUUUAAGUGGUAGAAAAUGAUGGAAGCAAAUUUAUUCAAUGUAGAGAAGAAGAUUUUCUUCUUUUGAUUGUGCUAAUCGAAGCUCCAUGUAUCAUUGUUGAAUAAAUCACGAGUCACCAAAAUAUGAUAUUCUUCA
Messenger RNA from Humulus lupulus (European hop), 2033 nucleotides. RefSeq names its product sugar transporter ERD6-like 16. Bases 119 to 1627 code for a protein of 502 amino acids. The transcript has 17 exons. Gene Ontology annotation, molecular function: sugar transmembrane transporter activity. Gene Ontology annotation, cellular component: membrane. NCBI's taxonomy places the organism in Eukaryota, Viridiplantae, Streptophyta, Magnoliopsida, Rosales, Cannabaceae. The record is from RefSeq and is a predicted model, not a curated record. Gene Ontology annotation, biological process: transmembrane transport; carbohydrate transport.